AUGAAAAUUGUUAAUUUUUUUAAAAUUUUAUGGUCUCAAAUACUGAUUCAAAAUUCAAUUCUUAAAUUCCUGGUUCUCAUUGAAAGUUCAAAACGAAUUAAAAGUCAUGAAACUUUCUUUCAUAACUACAUUUUUAUUUUGGAAAAUAAAGAAAUUUUUCAACAAGAAAAAAGAAAAGAAAAAGUACAACUUGAACUUAGUAAUGUUCACCAUCUCGAACAUGCUAAGGGUCUGAGACAUAUUGUUCUUUCUCAGAAUAGUUUCUAUACUUCAACACACUUUUCAUGUCUUUCUAAUUCUAGCUCGAAUAGAUUCUCAAUGAGAAUAAGACAUAAACUCAAAGAAAAUCUUCAACAUUUCGAAAAUCAGCAGGAGAAAAAUAAACUAGAUCAGAAUUUGAUUUUGUUUUAUUAA
Messenger RNA from Clunio marinus, 414 nucleotides. Lineage: Eukaryota; Metazoa; Arthropoda; Insecta; Diptera; Chironomidae. The record is from the annotation of a GenBank genome assembly.